GCCAAACCGAUAACAGCGUUCCUUUUAUCGACAUUGGUUCACCUCUAGAGAAAAUUUCAUGCGCCAAAAACAUAAACUAAACUGUUAGAAUACCUCGAAGGACUGUGAAUUGUCAGUAAAAAAUCGCCCUGGAACUAAAGAAUCGUCUCCGCAUAGGGGGUUGGCGCAGAAGAGAAAGAAGAAGAGCGACAACGCUGCAACUGGAAAAAAAAAUUAUAAACAAUAAAGGGAAUUAAGUGAAAAGAAAAUAGUUGAAAUGGUCAACUGGGACGUUUAGAGUCCGCAUUAGAACCGGAUAAUCGAAGCUACGCACGAAAUAAUCAACAAAAGAUGCAGCAAGUGGACGAUCCGCCAUCGCUGCCCGUGGGCACGGAAGUGAGUGCCAAGUACAAGGGAGCCUUUUGCGAAGCCAAGGUCAGCAAGGUGGUGCGCAACAUCAAGGUGAAGGUGGCCUACAAGCAGGGACUGGGAUCGGGAAUAGUCUCGGAUGACGCCAUCAAGGCACCCACAGGACAGCUGCGUGUCGGCGCCGUUGUCGAAGUCCGGCAUCCGGAUCGCAAGGAGACCGUGGAGGCGACUAUAACCAAAAUCCAGGACUGCUCCCAGUACACGGUGGUCUUCGAUGACGGUGACAUCACCACACUGAGGCGCACGGCGUUGUGCCUGAAGAGCGGGCGUCACUUUAAUGAAAGCGAAACGCUGGACCAGCUGCCACUCACCCAUCCGGAGCACUUUGGGAAUCCGGUGGUGGGCGGCCGCAGAGGCCGAAGACGUGGCCAGCUGAACGAGGACAGCUCGGACGACGAUGACGAGAGCGACGCCAAGGAGGUGGUCAACGAGAAGGAGGAGAACAUCGGCAAGGUGGUGUGCGUGGAAACAGAAUCGAAGAAGAAGGACAAGGAGAAGUGGUUUCCCGCCCUCGUGGUGGCACCCACAGCUCAGGCCACUGUAAGGAUUCGGGUGAAGGACGAGUACCUGGUGCGAUCGUUCAAGGAUGGACGCUACUACACGGUGCCCAAGAAGGAGGCCACCGAGUUCACGCGCGAGGUGGCCAGCAAACAGGAUGUGCCUGCAGUGCAGGCGGCCUUGGAGUUCCUCGACAGUAGCAUCUUGCCGCCGCACUGGGAUCGCGACUCCCUAUUCGGCCUCUCGAAUCUCUCCAGCGACGAUGAGGGCGAGAUCGAUUCCGACUCCUCCGACGACGAGCCGCACGAGGAGAAGGAUCGCUUUGUGGCCCAACUGUACAAGUACAUGGAUGAUCGGGGCACUCCGCUGAACAAGGUGCCCUCCAUCCAAAGCCGGGACGUGGAUCUAUACCGUCUCUUCCGGGCGGUGCAGAAGCGCGGUGGCUACAACCGCGUCACCUCGCAGAAUCAAUGGAAACUGAUCGCUGUCCGGCUGGGAUUCACGCCCUGCACCGUCAGCGUCAUGAAUCUCGUGAAGCAGGCGUACAAGAAAUUCCUGCAGCCCUACGGCGACUUCCACCGCAAGCUGGGCUGCUCCAUGCUGAUGACCUCCCGGAACUCCAAUCGCAGCAAGGGUCGCAGCCUGGUGCGUGCCAACUCGGUGGCCUCUCCGAAGCCCACGGAAACGACCAAAACCGAAACCAUCAGCAAGCUGGCGCAACCGAAUCAGUUGGCCAGCACUUCCAGCUCCACCGCAGCGGCAGCAGCAUCCACCCCGGCCAGGGCUGCCUCCACGGCAUCCCAGUCGGCCGCCGAGGAGUCGGAGAACACGAGCGAAUCCAGCGUGGUGGUGGAGCCCACCACCAAGAAGCAGCGCAAGGGCUCGGCGGCCAGCAGCCAGCAGGGCAAGGUGAAGAGUCUGGUGGAGAAGUACGAGGAGAAGUCCUCCAGCGGACCAGGUUCCGGAGCAGCUGCUGUCCGGGGAGCAUCACCAGCCGCGGCCACAGUCCAGGCAGCCACUGCUCCUGCUUCCACAACCUCGGCUCCUGCAGUUGGAGGAGCUUCCUCUGCAAGCGGAGCCACUACUGGAUCGUCCAGUAAGGACACGGAGGCCGAUCUGCCGCUGGCCAAGAUCAAGGCAGCUGCAGCAGCCGCCGCUGCCACCAGGCACAGUGCCGAGAAGGAGACCAACAUCAGUUCUGGGAGCAGCGCCUCCGCUUCCAGCAAGGCCAACUCCGCGGAGCUGCAGCGAAGCCGAGACGCCUCACCGUCGGUUCCUGGAGCCCCUUCAGCCUCAACCGGUUCGGCCACAUCCCAACCCACCUCAACCAAGAAGGAGAAACACCAGAGGACCAAGCAGGCCGACAAAGAUAAAGACAAGGACAAGGAGAAAGACAAGGACAAGGACAAGGAUAAGGAUAAGGAGAAGGACAAGGAGGAGAAGCAGGCGUCGGGCAGCGGCAAGCGCAAGAAGGAGAAGAUCAGCGUGGAGAAGAUCGAUACCGGUGACUUCGUCGUGGGCAUCGGGGACAAGCUGAAGGUCAACUACCACGAGAAGAAGUCUCCCAGCUCCCAUGGCAGCACCUACGAGGCGAAGGUCAUCGAGAUCAGUGUCCAGCGCGGCGUCCCCAUGUACCUGGUCCACUACACCGGCUGGAACAAUCGGUACGACGAGUGGGUGCCCCGCGAGCGCAUCGCCGAGAAUCUCACCAAGGGCUCCAAGCAGAAGACGCGCACAGUGAGCACCUCCUCGGCCAACAGUGGUAGCGGAGGAGGCGGCGGAUCCGGUGGCGGUUCUGGAGGAGGAGGCGGCGGCGGUUCUAGUGGCAACGGAGGAGGAGGCAGCGGCACUGGCUCGCAUUCGGGGCAACAGCCGCCGGGACCUGGGGACAAACACCUGGGAGGGAAGGAUGGCAGUUCAAAGAUUCCACCAUCACCUGGAGUUUCCGCCUCUGGUGGAGGCGCCAGCGGAACAGGAGCACCCAAUAUGGGCGGAGUCAUCUCCAUGCCCAACUCGAUCUCCGGCGGAGCUCUGAAAACGCCGCACAGUACCAGUUCCGGCACUAGCAGCACCGCCAGCGGAGCCAAGCGGGGCCGCGGACGCAGUGACUCUAUGCCGCCGCGUUCCACGACCCCGUCCUCGGUGGUCUCCGGUGCCAGUCGCACCAAAUCCCCAGCCGCCUCCCAGCAACACCUGCAGCAGCAGAAGAAACGGCCCACCCGCGUCCCUCCGGGUGCGGCGAAUCCGCGCAGACCGUCGGACGCGUCCAUGGCCACCGAAUCGGACUCGGACUCCGAUGAGCCGGUGCGGCGUCCCAAGCGGCAGAGUGCCAAGGAGAAGCCCACGGCCGGGAGCAAGGCUCAGGCGGCCCAGUCGUCUGGAAAAGCUGGGCGCAUGACGACCGUGACAGCGCCGCCGCCAAAUGCCAGCGACGAUUCCGACGCCGACGAGGAGGAGGACACGGCAGGAGCAAGUGGACCUACGCCAGAGCCGGCCAAGCAACCGCGGGGAUCCCGGGCCGGCGGCAACCGUGCUAUGAGCAGUGGCGCCGCCUCCACCAAAGGCCGCGACUAUGAUCUCAGCGAGAUUCGCUCGGAACUGAAGGGCUUCCAGCCGCAGCUGCUGACAGGCGAGGAGCGCAAGGACGUGGUGGUGAAGAGCGAACCCAGCACUGACCCUGGACAGGCGACGGUUAAGAAGGAGCCCAAAGUGGAGUCUUCGGCGAAGAGCAGCUCGACCGAACUGUCCUCGGAAACGGAGUCCUAUCUGGACGAUGACUCGCAGUCCUCCGACUAUCGCAAGCAACCCAAGACGGGGGCCAAGAAGGAGCCGCCACGGAAGCUCUCCCACCACUCGGAGCAGCAGGUAUCCAAACGGGAGGAUCAGCCCCAUCCGGGCAUCAAAGCGGAGCCCAAAGUGGAACCGAAGCAAGAGGCAGAGGAGACGACCAAGCCGGGGAAGCCCUUCCUGUCCGGUCCGGACAUAAAGCCCACCACCUCCAGCCUGAUAGCCCCGGCCAGAUUCGGAACCAACUUGGGAGCCGGCGGGUCGGGGACCAGUGGCAGCAACAGCGGCGCCGGCCCAUCCGUAUCGGCCAAGUACACGUCGGUGAUAGUGGAGAAGCCGCUGACCGUGGGCGGCAAGAAGUCCGGGGAGCAGCAUUCCGCGAAGAAGGCCGAGCUGCUGAAGAAGCCGGCGGGAGCCGGAGCCAGUGCCGCCGCCCUGGAGGCCAAGAAGUUCGCCGAACCGGUGGCCAGUCUAAAGGUGGAGCUGCCGGCGGCCUGCUCGCCCUCCUCCUCGUCCUCGUCGUCCAGCUCGUUCUGCUCGAGCGCCUCCGGCGGCAGUUCCAGCUCGGCCACCCGAUCUCUGCCGGACAUGAGCAAGCUGGAGAUCAGCAGUGGCACGGCCGCUGCUUCAGCAGGUGCUCCGCCCGGCGCACCGUCCCAGCCCCCGAACCCACCGGCCUCCAGCUCCAAGGAGACCAAGUACAGCAGCAGCGCCGCCACCACCUCCGCCGGCUCGUCCGGCCUGGGCAUGAGCAAAUCGCUCUCGUCGGACGUGUACGAGUUCAAGGACACGGAACCGUUCGAGUUCGAGAAGCGCAUCUCGCCCAUGGCGGGAGCAACCGGCGGUGCAGGAUCGGUGCUCAUGCCCACUGGGCCGGUGGUGGCGCCCUCGGUGUUCACCACCAUAAUGACCACAGCCCCCGUGGUGGUCGGUGGUGGCCCGGCCAGGAAGCAGGCCCUCAAGUCGAUUCAACAGAGCCAGGAGCCGCACCAGCUGCCACCCGCCGCCGGAUACAGUGGACUCUCCGGCGGCCAGGCCCCCUCGAAGGCCAAGAAACGAGGCUCUCCGCUGAAGGAGCCGCCGCCAGGCCUGGAGAAGCCCAAGAUCUACAAGCUGGACAAGGAGCAAGUGCAGCAGCCACAACCACAGCAGCAGCAGCAGUCGCCGCCAAAUCUGAAGGUAAACCAGCCAGCUGGACAAGUGGGAACCCAAAUCAAGAUACACACCACGCCGCCGGGAAUCGGAGGAGGAGGAGGAGGAAUCCCGUCUGCAUCUAGUCCCGCCCAACUGGCGCCGCCACAUCAUGCCACGCCCUUCGAUGCCCUCCGCAAGUCGCCCAGCUUUAACCUGAAUAUCCUGGCCCUGAACGAGGAACUGGCCCAGACAGUCCAGGAAACCACAAGGGCCCUUACGGAUGCCCUGCAGCCGCCGGGACCACCGCCACCUGCAACGCCACAAGCCAGUGGCAGCAGCAAUGUACCACCGAUGUCACCAGUGGCCCCACCAGUGAUUCCCACGCCUCUGGCCACGUCCUCCGGUCCGACUUGUCCCAGUACGCCGCCCGCCGGAGGAGCCACUGUCGCACCCAAACUGAGCACACCGCCCAAUCCCGUCAAGCCGGCACCCGCACCGCACAUCGUGGGCAGUCCCUUCGUCGAGACCCGCAACGUCUUCGAGCUGAGCACCUCGAACGAGGGCAGCGGCUACAGUUCCGGCGAGGGCUCCAAGGACAACAAGCUGGAGCAGCUGGAGAACGUGAAGAUCCUGCUGGCGGGAGCGACGGCGGUGUUCGGCCUGGAUGCGGGCAAGCAGAAGACCACCUCCAUAGCGGACAAGGUGCUGAAGGCGAUCAGCCAGAAGAAGGAGGAAGUGGAGCAGAACAAGAGCAAGCCACCAGUGGCAGUGCCGGUGCCGGUGGUGGAGUUGCCGGCGAAGAUUACCGCAGCAGCGGGUGGAACAGCGGCAGGAGGCACCGGAACGGUAGGAGCAGCAGGCUUACCAGCUGGAGGAUCUGAUGGGCAGUCGGCGCCACCGACAGCCGCAGUGGUGGUGCCGUGGGAGACCAUGAUGCUGCCACUGAAGAUCCAGACAGCCGGUCCGCUUCUGGGCGAGAUCUACCGACCCGGCCCGGCCACCAGCAGUCCCGAGACCAAGUCCAUUCUGGAGUCCUCGCUGCCGGCGAAGAACAGCGAACUGAGUGAGACCAUCCAGAAGCUGGAGUGCGCCAUACAGCAGCGCAAGACCCCGGUGGGCGGAGCCCUCUCCCUGGCCAGCUCCACGGCGGGCACGCCUCCGGCAGCCCACACCCCCAACUCGACAGUGACUGCCGGCGCCGGGGGCUUCUCGGACGAGUCCAUGGACAGCACCGACUCGGAGCAGAGGCUGGUCAUAGAGGAUGUGAUUGCCGAGGAGCAGACAACGACGACGACGACCGGCGAGCAGAAGAGUCCCGGCUCCGGCCAGGAGGACGGCCUCAAUGUUUCAACCCUAACGGCGGAGACGGAAGCCACCAGCAGCAGCGAUCCGGCUCCCGUGAAACUGGACGUGGGCGGCAAGGCACAGCCCGGCAUUCAGGCUCCCAUUCCGGUCAAGCUCACAGAGAGCUCCUUUGCCGGCAAGCUGACGGCGGUGACCCAACAGCCUCCCCCGCUGGCCAAGCUCCAGGCGGCCGAGGCGGAGGGCAAAGCCAAGGGCAGCCUGAGCUCCUUUGGCAUACCCAUAGUGCUGCCCGAGAUUCCCGCCUCCGUGGUGGUGCUCACCCCAGCCCUAAUGGUGGCAUCCGCGGCGGCGGCAGAGACCUCCGAGGCAGUCAUGCCGGCGGAGAUGGCCACCGUGAUGCGACACAGUCCCGGAUCUCCGGCUCAGGCCUUGGCCUCGCCCAAGGGCUUCCAGCCAUCCCCGAAACUGGCCGAGUCCGCAGCGGGCGGCCUGCUCCUGAAAACCUACUCCACUCCCAUGGGAACAAGCCUGGUUGCUGGAGUUUCAGGAGUGCCAACCGGAGCACCUGCAGCCGCGGCGAACUUCCAACAAGAUGCACCGGCGCCCGCCGAGAUCCCCACCAGCUACAUAGCCGAUCAGGAUGCCGGAGAGACGUCCAGCACCAGCUCCCCGGUGGUGGCGCGGCCAUUCGUGAUGCACGCCGUGGGCAAGGAGAUCUUCGGCAAUGUGGUGGCGCCGGCGGCCAGUUCGCCGCUCAUUGGCGAUCCCCAUAACGAGUCCAUCAACCUGCUCUGCGAGGAGACGAUUCCGGGUAGCCCAGCGCCCCUGUACGGCGGCAAGGACGACCAGCUGACCAAUCCGGCGCUGGCCGGACUCUCGGGCAUAGGACCACUACCGCCAGACACUCCGCCGCCGGGCGCCGUGCCCGCCCUCCAGCAGCAGAUCCAGAUCCAGACCACCCAUCCCCAACAGCCCGGGGCGGCGAAUGAUUCCGGCCGCGCGGCGGAAUCGGAGGUGAUUCCCUCGGCUGUCACCAGUUCGCCGGACUCGGCCAGCCAGGACGAGAGCGGGGAGGAGACCAAGAAGCACACGGAAAUGGAGCACGACCUGGAGGCGGGAGGACUGGGGGUUCUCAACAAGCGGAAGCGCACCCGCAAACAGGUUCCUCUCAGCCAGGCGGUGGCCGCCCAGCUGCAGUCGCUGAGCAAGCGACGCCGCCAAGUGUCCGGCAUGCGCAACCUGAAGACCACCACGGCCGCAGCUGGCUCGGAUACGGAUGACAAUUCGGACAACCUGGCGCCCAGCUCCGGGCAGACGCAGCAGCGGCAGAGUGCCCGCCAGCAGCUGAUGCCGCAGGCCAAUCCCCUGCAGCAGCAACAGCAGCAGGCCCAGGCCCAGCACCUGGCUCAGCAGCAGGCGGCGCUGCAGGCCUCACUGGCUACCAGCCAGUCGGGAGUGCGUCCUUGUCCCUACAACUUCCUCGUGGAGCUAGAUCCCGCCCUUAGCUCCGACGAGUGCAUCACCAUUCUGCGCAAGCAGAUCCAGGACCUGCGGAAGGCCUACAACACCAUCAAGGCGGAGCUCACCGUCAUCGAUCGGCGGCGGAAGAAGCUGCGUCGGCGGGAGCGGGAAAAGAAGCAGCAUCAGUUGCAGAGCCAGCAGCAGGGCAAGAUCUGUGCCUAAUCCUUCCCAGUUCCAGACCCCAACUCAGAGUAAUGAUCAGAUAGUAUAAGCCCUUGGUUGGAUGAUUUUUUUUUUUUCGAUAUCUAGUGUGUAGAUUAAUGAACUAAUUUUAAAAAUAAUCAUAUUUGAACCACAAGAGGUUUGUAAAAAAAAAAAACAGAAAUACAUUUCAUAAGAUG
This is a messenger RNA of Drosophila bipectinata, 7994 nucleotides long. It is a transcript of the gene htk, whose product is annotated as AT-rich interaction domain hat-trick. Gene Ontology annotation, biological process: regulation of transcription by RNA polymerase II. The record is from RefSeq and is a predicted model, not a curated record. Gene Ontology annotation, cellular component: nucleus. Gene Ontology annotation, molecular function: transcription cis-regulatory region binding. Lineage: Eukaryota; Metazoa; Arthropoda; Insecta; Diptera; Drosophilidae.